Molecule: messenger RNA, 2028 nt
Organism: Paramecium tetraurelia
Lineage: Eukaryota; Ciliophora; Oligohymenophorea; Peniculida; Parameciidae
Exons: 1
Biological process (GO): protein sumoylation
Molecular function (GO): SUMO ligase activity; zinc ion binding
Source: RefSeq, a predicted model, not a curated record
AUGAAAAUGAUGAAAUCAUAGUAAUUGCGAAGAGACUUAGAAGCAUUUCAAAAAUAGCUGAGAUAAGCACUUCCAACAAUAAUCAAUAGAGUGACCAAGGAUAUAGGAUAAAUGCUUUAUUUUGAGAAGCUGUUUAAAGAUCUAAAGCCAAAUUCAGUUUAAGAAUUAUACUUCCAAAGUCUUCUUAGAUUGGAUCCCCAUAUAGCAAGACAAUAGCCAUAAUUAGAUGAGCCAAUUCAGAAUAUAAAUGAACUGAUACAUCUAUAUUUUGAAUAGCAAGCAGAGAAAUUAUAAGAGAUGGUGUUGUUAGAGAAGGAACUCAAAAUGAUGAGAGAAUUGGAAGAAUUGUAAGUAAGUUAGGAGAGUACACAAAUAUAAAAUUCUUUGAUUGAGUUAGAAUAAUCGAAAGGGAUGGAUGUGGAAAAACAAAACAUGGAAGAAGUUUGCAAUACAAUCAAAAGGAAAUAUUGGAGAUAAGCUUAAUCACCAAGUUGUGAUUAGUGUUUCUGUGGAAAUCAACUACAUUAUAAGUAAAUAGUUAAAUGUCAAUUAUGCGAAAAACAUUUUCAUAUUAAUUGUCUAGACAAAAGUUAUGAUGAAAGAUAUGUCAAACAUUUCACAUGUCCAAGAUGUACCUUAUAUCAUAUGGAUUAAUUUUGCGAAGUGAUCUCAGUCAUUAUCGAACCAUUCUCAUUUAAGAAGACAGGGUUGACCAGCACCAAAACCGUAAAAUUUAAGUCAGAUACUAAUAUGAUUGAUGUCAGAUGUAUUAGAAUGGAUUGUCCUCUGUCAGCAGAAGAAAUUACAUGGCCAGAUCUAGGAGAAUUACACAUUAACAAUAAGAAAGUGGCUGAAUUUAUUCCAUUGGCUCAGCAGAGUUGUCAACAUAAACGAAAAGAUGAGAAAUUGAUAUUCUCGAUUCCAUAAAAUGAAGAAUGCUCUCUAAUGAUGAAGGAGACUAUUCCUGGUAUGGAGUAGAAGAGAAAAUAUAGAAUCCAAGGGGAAUAGUUGCAUUAUGUAGCUGGUUACAAAACUAAAUAAUAUUCUGGCAAAUAGCUUAUAGAGAAGAUUAUAACAUCGAGUGAAAAUUGGAUGAGUGUAGAAUAAGCAUAGGAUUUUAUUAUACUUCAGAUGAAUUACAUAUCGUCUACAGGUAUUAAGUAAAUUAAAUAAACUAUUUCUUUGUUGUGUUGCUUAUGUUCCACUUUGAUGGUCACUCCUGUCAGGGGAAUCUAUUGCAAUCAUAUUCAAUGUUUCUCUCUAGAAAAUUACUUAUUGAUGCUUGAAAUGUCAAAUCCAAGGAAAUGGAGGUGUCCCAUUUGUAAAGCUAAGUUAUUCAAAUUACAAAUCGAUGCUUUGCAAUAUACAAUCUUGUAGACCAUUAGACAAUACAAUUUAUAGGAGAAGUACUCGGAAAUAUCGUUCGAUCAUAUGGGAAAUAUAUUGGAUGAUCUCAUUUAAAAAUUUAUAGAUUUUAAUAAUUUACCAGAACAUGCCAAGACUAGUAGGAAUAGAAUCUUACAAUUAGAAACUCUAAGCAAUUAAAGAAGGGAAUUUGAUAAUGAGAUGGAGGAAUCAGAAUAAUUAAAUAAUAGACCUCUUAAUCCUAAUUCAAUUGUUAUAGAAUAAUAUUAAAUAAUCAUGUUGAUCCUAAUCUUAAUUCCAUUCACCUUCUCUUUAAGUUCUGACUGCUAAUACAGAAGCAUCACAGAUUGUUUGGAAUUAAAUAUGCACAAUCUAAAAUUCAGAUGUUCGAUCAAAAAUAAUAGAUGCAUUGAAUAAAGACCUGAGAUGAGUCAACCUUAACAUUAAGGAACCUUAAAGUUCCAAUACUUAAGUAAGAAGGAGAGAUUAGAAGUCUAAAAGAAUGCUCAAAAAAGGAGAUCUAAAUUUAUCAAAAAUAGAUUUCAAGAUGAAUACUCUGAACAAGAUUUUGGAACCUCCUUCUCGAUAUCUAAUUCUUAUAGUGGAGACCUCUUCGAUAACUUCAACGGCGAUGGUAGCUAUUCGUAUUGUAUUUAAAUUUGA